CGUUUUAGCGAAGGGCUUCGUCGGGAAGUUGCUCCAGUUAUAUAUAUUUUAGAUCAGUGGCGAACUCACUUCAGUGCUAUAUACAGGUCAGGGAGUUCGCGCAGAAAUCUCCCGCUAAAAUUUUAGUAAACAGCGCGAAAGUGUGGAUUUAAAAAAUUCUAUUUUUCUGGGAAAAUUUGAUAAAUCAUGCUGUGUUUACGAAGAAUUAGUACGCAGAGAACAACAGUUUGUUCUAAAACCUUUAUUAAACAACCAUCAAAGAUAAUUUGUGGUGGAUUUUUGCGAAGUGUUUCAAACCAAUCAUUUGCUUUGGCGCAUGAGAACUAUGAAGCCAAUGCAGGGCAGAAUGAGGGCAGUCCGAUUUUGGUCAUUCAUGGUAUGCUGGGGUGGAAAAAAAACUGGCAUACAUUUUGUAAAUCUUACAGUGAACAUACUGGGAAACAGGUAUGUAUGACACUUCUGGUCUGAUAGAGAAAAUUAUACCCAGUUUCAAUAAAGUUAGUUUCAAACUUGAACAGAGCGGCUCUAUUAAAAGUGAGGGGCACACUUAGCGCCUGCCGAAGGCAGGUGACAUUCUGGGGAGGCCCGGAGUCUAGAGUCUCUGAAAUGCCAUUUCCUGCACUUUAGAAAGAGAUUUACAGAGUUCUAAAGAUAACAAAAUUUUUCAGGUAGUCAUAUCCCUCUAUCAAUCUGAGGCUUUCUGACUUUUGAUUUUAAAUUUUUUUUCCAAUUUAGAUGAUUGCUGUCGAUUGUCGUAACCAUGGCGAGAGCAUGAGGAGUGAUUACAUGACCUAUCCAUUGAUGGCUGGCGACAUUGCCGAAACAUUAAAACAAUUAAGAAUUCCUAAAACCAUUUUGAUUGGUCACAGUAUGGGUGGUAAAGUAGCCAUGGAAACGGCAUUGAGCAUGCCUGGUAUUGUCGGGAAGUUAAUAUUGGUCGAUAUAACCCCCAUCCCUGCAUCAACUAAAACGGGAACUGUUAGCAUGGUUCCCAUGGUGUUACCAGCUAUGAUAAAUCUGGAUUUAACUCAAGUUAAAAGCAGAAAAGAUGCUGAUGAAUUGUUGAAGGACUCGAUUCCAGUGAGUAUCACAGUGGAACCCUGUUAAUAUGGCCAAGAAUGGGCCAAAAAAAUUUGGCCAUACUAAUAGGGUGGCCAUAUUAAUGGGGUAUUUUUACAAGAAAAUGUAUUGUCUUGGCAUUAUGGCUGUAAUAAAGAGGUGAUCGUAGUAAUACUACAAUAGGAACAAAUAUCUUUUUUAGAUAAAAUAAUUAUCAUAUUAAUAACUUACUGUGUUGUAGUCGUCAGAGAAGCGCAUUUCACCUUGGGGUUUGUGGGUUCGAUUCUUGCUUCAAACUUAUGUGAAAAGAGUCGGUCAACACUCUGCCGAAGUCGUGGGUUUUCUCCGGGUACUCUGGUUGAAUCCUCCCACAGGGGAAGUUGACAGAGUGGAUUAGGAUCAACACAAUUAAGAAAGUAAUAUCACAAUUGUAGCAAAGAUAAAAUAGUUUAGGCUAAGUACGUAAUUAGAUAGGCGUAAUACUCGAUGUAAAGCGCAUUUUAUCACAUUGACAUGCAAAUUCACGCUAUAGAAAAGUUAAUCGUAAUCAUACUUCUUUGACAUAUAUAUAACAUAAAUAUUUUCUGCGUUUCUCAGUUGGAUGAUCUUCGUGCUUGGGUCCUUACAAAUUUGUUUAAAGAUAAAAAAGGACAAUUUUCGUGGCAUGUAAAUGUUAGCAGUGUUCAGGAGAAUAAAGAAACACUUUUUGACGGGAUCAUGUUAAAUGAUAGGCAGCCAUAUGCAGGAGAAACUCUUUUCAUUGGUGGAGGGGAGUCCGAUGUUCUCAGGUGAGACAUGAUGUCUUCACUUUCAUAAUUUACUCUAUCCAAUACACACGUAAAAACGCACAAGUUGUUACAAAUCUGCAAACAAGUUGUUACAAAUCUGUUCACAAGCUGUCGAGAAGUUGUGUUCGCACUGCUUGUUCCCAGUUGUUGUAACAAGUUUGGAACAAGCUGUUAACUACUUGUAACAAGCUGAUGACAUUAUCAGACUUGUUACAAGGUUGUUCUAACAAGUCUGAUACAGUCAUGAUAAACAGUAAUGUUAUAAAGGUUGACAACACAAGGUUGUAGCAAUAUUGCUAUAUAUACCAUGACUGUAUCAGACUUGUUCAAACAACCUUGUAACAAGCCUGAUAAUAUCAACAAGGUGGUUACAAAUUGUUAACACUUGUGGCAAGCAGUGCGAAGACAACUUGUUGAUGGCUUGUUAACAAACUUGUUACAAGAUGUGAGAUUUUUGCGUGUGUACCAGAUGGACACAGAAAAGCCUGCUUGUUUGGGAAAGUCAAACUUGAAGCACUCUUGUCACAUAUGACUGAGGUGAAAUUAUAAACAGACAACUGCAUAAUUUGUACAAAUAAAUCCCAGUGUCAGACUGGAAGAACCGUCAAAAACAGAAAUUUGUACUUAGCCUGCGAACAGGCUCACUGGGAGAAAGGUGAGCCUGCACGGAACCAUGCGUUUUAUUCAUUCAUCCCCUUUUCGCAUCUGCUAAACGCUAACCAAUCAGCGUCGACUGCGAUAAAUAAACUGUCAACUGUCAAAUUGACGCAAGGCGUGUACAUUGUGCAACAUGAACAAUAAUACAAAACAUUAGCCGUACAAUAUAUUACUCGGAAAGGCAUAGAAUUCAAAUAUUAAAUAGAUAUCAAUACACAUACAAAUAUAAAGCCGAAUAAAAUACUACCAUUGGCUUUGAAUGUACAGUAAUACUUGUACUAUGUGCGACUGAAAGAACAAUGUUCUGAAUAUUUUGAAGCUAUUACUAAAAUACGGUCAGAUAGAUUGGGAUUUGGAAUACCGAAUACGUUUAAAAUUUUACUAACUGUGGUCUAAAUAAAUGAUAAAUGAGCAUGUAUUUAUUAAUUUCUUCGAAAUCACGAGUGUGCCAAUAGUGGAAGCCGUAUCGACGACGAAAUUGUCAGCAGUUAAUAUACAGCAAAUAGUACAACGUUUAAUCACGGUUAAUAGAAUUAGAUUCUAUUAACCGUGGUUUAAUGUACGAUAUAUAUUUAUCUAAAUGACAUGCCAGCGAGGAUCAACAAUAUAAUUAUUCGUACAUAUUUGGGUAUCUUUUGUAUGCCUUCGCUUGCUGACUUGCUCACUAAUGAGAAUAAUCCGUGAAGCCACGACGACCUCAAAAUGUACUAUACUAUAGUGAGUAUAGUCUGAUGUCAAUCCGAAGACGAAGUUCAGAAUACUGUUAUAGUUUCGUAUAUUGGAUUUAAGCGAUAGAUUCAAGUCAUUUAUGAUAGACUUUUUUGCUGUGAUGCUUUGCUAUUGCUUUUGGUCUCCACUUCUAGUUUUAUUUGUUCGAUAGUCCUAUAAUAUAUAAUAUUAAAAUGAAUAAAGUUCAAAUUCUUCAAAAUGCUGUUGUUGACAUUUGCUAUUUUUAGUAAUUUGUCAACGAGUGUAAGCCAAUCAGAAGCCUGCGUUUCUAUACGAACGCCACUACCAAGAAAACCUAUAGUUCCGUGCAGGCCCUCUAUUCUUCGCGCCGCCCGUAACCCAGGGCCUGUUCGCAGGCUAAUUUGUACUUGGCUACUAUGCUUGUUAAAUUACUCCUAACCUAAGCAAGCAAUAUCUUUGUUAUAUUGUGUAUCAUUGUAGAUAUUUAAAUGGCAAUUUAUUUUCAUUUGUGAAGAAACAUUUUGUUCUUUUUAUUCAGAAAUGUCGACAUGAAUGAAAUGAGAAAAAUGUUUCCAAAUGCCCAGCUUGAGAUGAUACCAGGUGCAGGGCACUUUGUGCAUGCUGACAAACCUAAAGAAUUUCUGGAAACUGUCAAGAAUUUUCUCAGAUAAUUUACUGGAAUUUAAUAUUGGCAAAUGGUGAAUAUUUUACUGUAGAUGUAUUAUGCAUAUGGUAAAAGUCAAAUUUCAAACUAUCUCUUUUAAUUGAGCAAAAAGACGACAGAAAUGUAUGGGAUCUCAUGUAUUGUACUGCUAUCCACUGCCUCUAGACAGUACAAAACAAACUGUGAAUAUUAAUAAAAGUCCCAUCAUAAACAAAUUAUUUGAAAAAGACAAGAGGAGGACUGAUUUUCGCAAUCUUGCACAUUUAAAAUGUACAAUACUUCUUCUCAAAUCCUGAUGGAACUUUCAUUCACAAUUUAUUUUGUAUUACAUCUGCAAUGCUAUCAUACAGGACAAUUCAUCUCGAAUAUUUUCCUGACUAAUAAAACAUGACAAUACAAUAUUCUUUAUGUACAUGUACAGUGUUUUUAUGUCUAUUUUCCUAGGACAUGAAACAAUGUUCCCAGAGCAUUUGUGGCUGAACAAGUAGGUAUUGUGGGUUAUCUUUUUAGCACCGUGACUUCUUCUUUUUGCGUUUAUCUUUGUCUUUUUUGAGUUUUAUUCCAGACUGUUCUGUCAUUCUUGUUUGUUCCUUUCGUUUGGCAAGAACGUUCUUUGUUAUAUCUACAAACACCUAGAGUUAAGCAAAAUAUUUUGGGUUUAGGAUCACAAUUUACUAACUAG
Messenger RNA from Paramuricea clavata, 4540 nucleotides. The record is from the annotation of a GenBank genome assembly. Lineage: Eukaryota; Metazoa; Cnidaria; Anthozoa; Malacalcyonacea; Plexauridae.